This is a messenger RNA of Arctia plantaginis, 24765 nucleotides long. Lineage: Eukaryota; Metazoa; Arthropoda; Insecta; Lepidoptera; Erebidae. The record is from the annotation of a GenBank genome assembly.
AUGAACGCUUUGAACAUUUUCUUGUACACAAAUGGCAAAUUGCCCUUACAACACGAGGAUUCGAAGAACGCCGCCCGCAUAUUCACAGAGCAGUCGUCACAUCUUCUGGAACGUCUGGAGACCCUAGAGCGACAGCUGCAUGAGAGGAUAGCCAGCCAUAUCCCAAGGGACUUGGACUCGUUGGAACACUUGGUGCUGCAGCAUAAAGACUGGGAAACUAGUGUACAUGCCUGCACUCAUGAUGUCGAAGAAGUGCAGAAUACAUUUAGAGGCAUCGCGCUCAAGACGCCCGCCAUGAAGAAGAGCCUCGACAAGGUGAUGAGCAAGUGGAACGAUAUGCAGUCCAAGAGCCAACUCUUUGUUGAAAGGUUGAAGUUUGUUGAGAUCGUAGUCAACUGCAUGGAAGAGAAUCAUCAGACAAUUUCUGAAUUUGAGAUCAAAUUUGCACAGUUUAAUGACUUGCCCAACGAUGUCGACCUUCUAAAAGACGUGCAUGAAGAUCUCCUACGCAUGCAAGUAGUCGUAUCAAAACAACAAAUCCAAAUAGACCAAAUGAACGACGACGCUGAGAAUUGCAGACGUCUCGUGGAAGCGUCCAGAGCAGCUCUCCCACACUCUUCUCUGCCAAGAUCUGGAAAACAUAUCGACCUGGAGAGGUUGGAUAAGGAAGUCACCCAGCUGAAUACUAGGUGGAAUAACGUUUGCAGUCAGCUGGCUGAGAGACUCCGUAGCUGCGAAGCCGCAUACCAACUCCUGCGCAACUACAACGCUGGCCUAGAGAAGGAGGCGGAAUGGAUUGACGACGCCUACAGCAAGCUUCAGGCUCAGCCGCCCAUCGAGAUCAGGCCUAAAGAACAGUUCGAACCUACAAGGAAUCUACUGACGAGCGUUGUGGAGAGGACGCCUAAGAUAGAGAAAGUUAACGUUGACGGUGGCAGAUACAUACGUGAGGCAAAGAUAUACUCGUCACGGUGCCAACGCUACGCCGAAUGGCUGUGCGAAGAAGUCCACCCAUCCUUGGACAUGCGCCACCUCCGGAGACAGGCAGACAUGGAGCUCGCUGAACGACUCCGUGCCAGAGGGAUAGCUGUCGACCCUGAACAAGUGCCGGCGGGUUCAGACGCUGUUGCUCGUGAACUUGAUGAACUGAAUGCGAAAUAUCAAAGGCUAAUGGAUAUGUUGUAUGAGAGACUGAGAAGGAUCGCUGCUGCUAAUCCAGGAGACAUCGUUACUUUGCGUCUCGUGGAGGCGAUGGCGCCUCGGUCAGCGCGGUCCUUCCGCCAAGAGUUUAACAUGCAAGACUUGACCACAGAACACACGUACACAACGCACUAUACCACAGAAAACAGAUACACCAAAUCGUCACAUACGACAGAGCUAGACGGUCAACCAGUUAAAUCAAUGACCAAUGGCAAAUUAAACUCACCUAACUAUACAACGAAAACAAUAAUAACAGAUGACGACAGACCCGACGUUAGAAAACUUAAACGGGUCCACAGAAUGUACGAAGGACCAAAUAUUAUUGAAUCUAAAGGUAUAUUGCAUCCCGAGACCAGAGAAAUACUCACAGUUGGUCAAGCGAUCAGUAUGAGAAUACUUGACGUACGAACCGGCAGAUUAUUAUCUUCCCCUGACACAAGGCAAACGAUGACCAUAGAUCAGGCAGCCCAAGAAGGUCUUAUAGACCCGAAACUGGCUGCUAGAUUAACCGGACCUUGCGGCAUGACUGAAGAUGGUAAUGAAGUAACGUUGCUAGAAGCGAUACAAAGAGAACUAUAUGACGCCGAACAAGGACUUGCUGAUCCAGCCGAGAAAAGAAUCAAGGUAACUGUCGAAUCUGAACAAUCGGCCCAAGGAAUGAGUAUCUCUGAUGCCCUUAAUCGUGGGCAAGUAGAUUUACAGAAAGGUCUAUAUAGACUACCGAAUGGAAGCUACAUUACAAUAGCAGAGGCGUACCAAAGGGGUUACCUCAUCUACAAUGAGAUUAUAAAAAUAAAAUCAAGUGCUCUGUGUCUGUCUGACGCUAUUAGUCAAGACUUAGUUGAUAACAGUGGUUGGAUUCUGGACAGGAAUUCGGGUGACAAAUUCCAAUUAGACGUAGCUAUUAAAAACGAAUUAAUCAACCCUAACAUUAGAGAAGUAGUUGAUCCUAAAAAUGAUACAAAAAUAACGCUUGCUGAAGCAAUAGAAAAAAAUAUAAUAAAUACUAAACACUCCAAAUACGUACACAAUAUAACUAAAGAGAAACUUACUUUCAAAGAUGCAGCGGUCAAGCGGUUUAUUUGUAAACCCAUGACGCUAAAAGAUGUUUGUGAUAAUAACCUUAUGACUAAUGAUGGUAAAAUAUUUUCGCCAGCAAAUAGGGCUCCCUUAAAUAUUCUGGAGGCAAUAUCUGCGGGUGUUCUUGAUAGUGAUAACGUAAAAUGCAUUACUAAUACAACAACAGGAAGUCUCCUAACAUUAUCAGAGUCGUUAGGUGCUAAAAUAAUUUUACAUGACAAUAAGUUCCGUGAUAAUUUAACAGGAGAAAUUUGUACCAUCCCUGAGGCGGUAGAUCGUGGUUUGAUUACUUCCGUAUCUCAAAGAUCGAUAUUUGAUAUUGACGGUUUUAAAGAUCCUAAAACAGGUGAAUUUGUCUCAUUCAAUAAUACAAUAAGCAAAGGUAACCUUAAAUACGUAAAUGGUGAAACUUUUCUUAAGUCAGAAAGUGGAGACUGGGUGUUCUUAGAAGACUGUACUAAAGUAUCUUUAGUUAGGGCUGAAGUAUUAGAAAUGUUAAAUCGUAAGAUAGGUGUUUAUGAUAAUGGUAAAGAACUGUCAGUUUUAGAUGCCGUAUUUAAAAAUAUACUUGACCCGAAAACGGGUCAUUUAUUAGACGCGACCACUAAAAAGCCUAUACCUUUUAAUAAAGCCGUUGAAAUAAAUAUGAUAACACCUGAAGGCGCGGCCUUAUUAAACUCUCUCCUUAAUAUCAUUCUCACUUUACAAACUGUUACGAAAACAGUGAAGCGUUACGUAACAGUAACAAAUACUAAUACAUCUCAAAGAUCUGAAACAAUAAUCACAUUUGCUGAGGCAAUUAGACGCGGCCUCAUAGAUGAGCAUACACAAACAUUCACAGAUCCAACUACAGGUACUGUGUUCCCCAUUCAACAAGCGCUAGAUGAAGGAUUGCUAGGUGUAGAAAAGAAUGAACCGCGCGUUGUACAUAUAUCGGAUCGUGUUUCUAAGAAAGAUUUAAUUCCAGGUCAGGUUGUAGAGCUUAAAAUCACAAAAAAAUCUUUCAUAAAAGACAUGCCGCCUAGUCCUGAGAGUAAAGUUUUAAGAGAUAAUAGACCUGAGACUUUAAAGAGUCCGGAUUAUACUAUUCGUGAAAGUAGUCAAAUUCGCGAAAAUGAUAGCAGAGUGGCCAUUUCAAAAUCCUUUGUCCAAGAACCUUCUGUUACAUCUAUGACUAUUAAAAAGAACACUAUAGAAUUUCCAUGCGGGGGUUGGACGUUACAAGAAGCUAUACAACAAAACCUUUUCGACCCUGACACUGGCAUGUUCAUAAUACCAGGAACAGACAGAGUUCUGGAGCUUGGAGAGGCUUUGCGGCUCAACAUUAUUAAUGCUGAUUCAGCAAUUGUAAUAGAUCCUAGAACUAACAAAGAGUUCCCUCUUAAUAGAGCUUUAGAGAAUGGUAUGAUUAAUAAUACAGGUCAUUAUAAACUUGUGACCGAAAUCUUGACUAUGAAACAGGCAAUUGAGCGCAAUUACAUCAUAUAUAUUCAACUAACUAAAACCGUGUCUACUCAAAAAAUAAUAACUAUAACGUCCGUCGCGGGUAUGCCUGACAAGAUGGAAAUAUCGGAGAUGGAUACGCAUUCGCAGAAGCUUUUAGAUGAGCAGUCCGUUUUAGAACCUGUUCAAGUAUCACCAGGAGUAAUAUUCGACCCAGCAACGGCUUUAAUUAUUUCCACCUCGUCAGGUGUAUCCGAAAAUGUACUUGAAGCUGUAGAACACGGCAUUAUAUCUUCUAAUAUUGUCCAAGUGAUUAACCCGCGGUCGGGUCAGGCUAUUCCAUUAAAUCGCGCUGUAGAGCAAGGUAUCAUCGAUCUAAGAACAGAUGCGUAUGUGGAUAAAACUGGAAAAAAAAUUAAACUUGUAGAUGCCGCUAAAGUAGGUUUGAUUACUGUUAUAGGAGCACCUUUAGUAGCAGCAUCUAAGGUAAUUCAAGUUGUUAGGAAUACUAUGGUCCUAGAUCCGCAAACAGGUGAAAAUGUACCUUUGGAAGUAGCAUACGAACGGGGCUUAGUAGACCCAGUUGUAUAUAAACAGUACGAGGAGUCUAUUAGAGAUAGAUCCCCAGUUACUGAGUUAACUGAAGAAAUAAAAACAUCAACUACUACAAAUGUAACAUAUUCCCAAGUUACUACAAAAACCAUGCCUACAGAAACUACUGUAACCGUUGUGGUCGACCCUAAUACUGGAGAAAAUUUACCAAUAGAAGUAGCUUAUGAAAGAGGUUUAAUUGAUCCAGUAUCGUUUAAAAAGUACGAACUGUCAAUCAAGGAGAAAUCACCUGAGUUCUCCCAAAAGGUCUCUCAAAUGCCUAGCGAGAUAACAUUUACUCAAGUACCGAGUGCAACUACUCCGGAUACAUACAUAACAAUGAUAGUCGAUCCUAAAACUGGCGAACAAUUGCCAAUUGAAGAAGCAUAUAGACGCGGUAUUAUUGAUUCUGUUACAUAUAAAGUAUAUCGCAAUGCACUUUCUGUAAAACAAAAUGUUUUUCAAUCUGGGUCAGAAGCAAAAAGUGUGCCAGGAGGAAGCUCCGUCACUUUUUCACAAAUUACUUCAAAACCAAUAUCGGUUGGUGCAGCAGUUUCUGAAGGUUUUAUAACUGUUGAAUCUAUACAAAAUAGUAUUCUAGCUGAUAAUAGAAAGGUUGUUGAAACUGUUAACAUUAACAAACCCAAAGGUCAUCCGACUGAUGUAAUUCAAAUAAGUAAGUCAUCUAUUGGUCAAAAACCUAAAUAUAAAAUAAAUAUCAGUAGGGAACAAACUCCAGAAAGUACAGUUAUGGAAGGAAAACCCGUUGUCUUACAAAAGCUAAGGAAACAAGUUAUUUUGCCUGUGGAAGCUGUUGAAAGAGGCUUAAUUAACCACGAGACAGCUAAACUUUUAGAUGCUGUGAAACAAUAUAAGGAUAAUAAUGGGUCUCCUAUAACACUUGAGAAAGCCAUUGAACUAGGGUUAAUUGAUGAAAAUAAGGGCCACAUUAUUGAUCCAGUUCAUGGUGAUGCUGUUACGAUAAAAGAAGCACUAAAACGAGGCAUAUUAGAAGGAGAAGGACAAAAUGAAGUAUUGAUUCCUCUAGCUAGAAGUUUAUCUGUGGCAGAAGUAAUUGAACAGGGACUAUUAGACCCAGCUACCGGUAAAAUUAUUCAUCCCGAAACCGGAAAUCUGUUAACCUUGAGAGAAGCUAUCAUUUGCGAUAUUGUUGAUCCCUUAUCUAGCAUUACCUUAGCACCUGGAAAAAAAAUUACAUUAACAGAAGCCAUCGAAAGAAAUAUUAUCGACAACGACAAAAAUAUAGUCAAAACUAGUGAAGGUCCACUUGAUUUUGUGGCAGCUGUAAAUGCUGAGCUAUUUCCUGCUACGCAUUUAAAUGCCACAGAAUAUAUUCCCCCUGCUGCCAUGACCCUAAAUAUCGCAGUUCAGAAGAACUUGAUACAUCCACAUACUGGAGAAUUGAGACAUCCUCUUACUGGUGAACUAAUCCCUAUUAACGAUGCCGUCAAAAAAGAUCUAAUCAUGUCUAUACCCUAUCCUCAAACUUCGAAAACAAUUACAUUAGAGGAAGCUCUAGAGAAAGGUGUUUUAAAUUUAAAACAUGCUACAUUUGUGGAUCUAGAUACUAAGGAAGUAAUCUCGUUAGAUAGAGCCUUGGAACAAGGGCUACUCUCUAUCAAGCGUGAAACAGAUGCACAGGCAACGGGUGUAGUAACAACGUUUACGGAAACGUUCUCUUCCGAACAUACUAUCACGACUAAAAUGAUUGAGCUUCUUGCUGAUUAUGUACUAAUAAGUUCGAACAGAAUACAAAAUACAAGGACGGGUGAAAUACUAUCCAUCGAGGAAGCACGUAGGAAAGGCAUUGUGAGAGACGAACAAACAAGUAAAGAACAAUUCAUUACCAGUGACUCGAAUAUAACCUUUGCUGACGCUCUAAAUCUUGGUUACGUAAAUAUGGAGGCUGGUACAUUUACUCACCCCAAAACUGGUGAAACAGUAACGAUAUCGGAAGCGAUUGAAAGUGGCACCCUAAGUACCGAAGUUCCUUCAGAACCAAUUAAAGUAACUCCUAAACCAGAGAGUUUAGAAUUGCUAGAUUUAAAUGAAGCGUUUGAACUUCUCUUUGAUGAGAAAACCCAAAAGUUCAGAGACCCUAAAUCACCUAAUAAAGUGCUAACAUUUAAAGAAGCACUAGAUCAAAACAUAAUUAAUCCUGAUUCUGUUAUUUAUAAUGUUGAAGCAGCUAAACCAAUAACGUUACAAGAAGCAUUAACCACUGGAUUGAUUGACAAAAAAACAGGCAAGUUAAAGGAUACCAAAAGUGGUAAAUCUAUUGAUGUUAAAAAGGCAGCAAAGAUGGGCUUGAUAGCAGUUGUUGCAGCUCCAGUGUUAGCUGGCAUGGCAGUAGUACAAGGAGCCAAAGCAGUAACCAGCAAAAUCUUACAACCGAAACAAGAAAGAGUCGUUGAAUCGCCGAGUCGUAUUAAUUCGGUACAAGAAACUAUUAAAUACGAUGAAAGUAAAACACUGGAAGGAAAUAACAAGAAACCGGAAGGAAAGAAAAUUGACUCAAAGGGUAUACUGUCACCUGCAGAAAGAACUAAAACAAUGACUAAACAGGAAGAAAAAUCAACAAAACUGCCUGAGAAACAUAAAGUACAUGAAAUUGUUACUUCCGAAAGUACAGUUAAAGCCACUGAUAUAGACACCCCAACUGUAGAAAAGAAGAACAUUGCCAUCGAAACGAACAUUGCCACUGAAAAAAUAGAUUCAAGUAAAGAAAAGACUCCGGGUAAAGUUUCUUCAACCCAAGAAUUAUCAGAAAUAUCGCCAUCGAUGAAACCUCAUGUACUAAAAGAUUUACCCUCCGAAAAACAAUCGAAGCUUGAAGAACUUCAUAGUCAAAAGGAAAUUCCACUAAAACAAUUAGAACCGCAGAAAGUUGAACAGUUUAAGCCCAAACAGGUAAGUAGUGACAAGACUGUAGUUACUGAAUCAACUGUUAUAACAAAAGAUUUAAAAAAAAUUGACGAAGAUAAGCCAAAAGAAAAAGACUUUGCGCAAGGUAAAGAUAUUAUUGAAAAACCCAGCCCAACUAAAGAUAUGGAACAUGUUGUAUUUGAAGAAAAACCAGUAAUACAAGAAUUUAGAAAAAUGACUUCUGAUGGUGAAGAAAUUGUGACUGUGGUGAAGAAAAGUACAAUAAUUAGGACUGAGUAUGAUAUUGCAGAAGAAGCAGCAGCGGAAGAACCUAAAUAUGAAACGUAUAAAAAUCUGUUACACAAAGAUCUGCCUGUGAAAGAUGAAUUACAGUCACCUCAAAACCGUUUAGGAACCGAAACCCAAGCUGCUAAACCUGAUUUGGAAAAGGAAAUUAAACCUAUUAUCGAACAUCAUAAAGUUAUUCAAGAACUAUCUUAUAUACCUGAUAACCAAGAAAUUUCAUUACCUAAAGAAAACAUUAAUGAACGAAUGACGAAAACAAGUGAAGAACGACCAACAAUACAAGAAAUACAUGAAAGUACACCAGAUGGGAAACAAAUCACAAUUAUUAGCAAGUCCAAAGUACGUUCAUCAGAUCCAACUGAAUUCGUUACUGAACAUAGUAGCACAAUUGUUACUUCAAUGUCAUCCACCGUCACUACUACUGUAACUGAGAUAACACAAAGUGAAUCAUAUCAAGUAGUAACAGAAGAAGUUGCUGGCAGUGAAAGUUCGACAGCUACAGAUGUACAAAAAUACUACGUCACAGAAGCACCUGAUGAAACUGAUGAUGCUCAAGUUGCAUCGCAACCAUCUUACACUGAAAAAGAUACUAAAACAGUUGAAAUAAGUGUCGCGAAACAAGGCUCUAUACCAUCAGAACGAACAGAAUAUCCUCAAGAAAAACCUCAAGUUGAAACAGGUGCAAAGGAUAUUACACCAAAAACUAGUAAUCAAAAAGAUGACAAAUCUACACAGCCCUUAGAAGUAGCUCCUGGGGUAAUAUACGAUCCUAAUACUUCAACAGUAAUCUCCACACAGAUAGGUGUUGCUGAAAAUUUAUUACAAGCUGUACACAAAGGUAUAGUGCCGUCAGAAACGGUAAAAGUCAUUGAACCUAAUACUGGUAAAGAAAUUACGUUACAAGAAGCUAUGAAGAAAGGAGUUGUUGAUAUCAAAUCUGGAGAAGUAAAAGACAAAACAGGUAAAAAAUUAAGUGUAGCUGAUGCUGCUAAGUUUGGGUUAAUAGCAGUUGUAGGCGCGCCAAUUAUGGCAGCUGCUAAAGUUGUUGAAGUGGUAAAGAACGUAGUUGUGAUUGAUUCUGAAAGUGGUAAGAAGAUGUUAAAAGACAAAGCACGCGAAAAGAGGCUAGUGGACGAUGAUACUUACAAAACAUGUGAAGAAGCUAUGAAAACUCAACCCGCCGAGGGAAUCGUAACUGAAGUAAUUCAGCAAACUUCAUUGGAACGGCCAAAUGAAGUCACUCUCAUUGAAGAGGUCGUUGAACACUAUACUACUACUAAAACUACAACACGUCCAGAUGACAUUAUUAUUACAGAAACAACGGAAUAUACCAAACCAGUUAUCUCUGAAUUUACAAAAACCUCUAUGGAGCAGACUUCAGUUGAAUUUAGUAAACCUUCUAAGCCUAGCAUUCAAGAUGGAAAGUCUAUUUCGGCCAUGCUUAUUGAUGCCGAAAAACAACCCUUAAGAGUGAUUGACGAGAUCACUGAACAAAACUUAACUAAAGAAAAAUUAGAACCUAUAAAACCGCUUUAUGAAAACAUUCCAUUAAUUGAUGCAAUUGCACAAGGUAAAGUCGAACCUAAAGUUUGCAGAAUUAUCAUAAGUGGUGUUGAAUCUCCUCUGACUGUUCAAGACUCUUUGGAACAGGAACAAAUAAGUAGGUUUGCCCCCGUAGAUGUUUUAUCUAAGAACUGCGUAGUUUUAAGAGAAGUAAAGCCUAAUUAUUGCGUGGCUAUCUCUCAAAGAAUUACUCCCGAAGAAUUAUCUGAGAUGGGAGUGUAUGACAUUGAAAAACAGAUUUUCUUGAAUCCAGAAACAGGUGCUAAAAUAUCUUUUGAAGAACUUGUUUACGGUCUACACAUAUUCGAUCCAGAAUCCAUUUUAGUCAAAGACUUAAGUUCAAAAUCAGAAGACUAUAUUUCGUUUGACGAGGCAAUCGCUAAGCCUAUUAUUGACAAAGUAACGGGUCAUAUGGUUAAUCCAAAAACAGGCAAACGUGUACCUUUCUUAGAAUGUGUGCAAUUAGGUUGGGUAGUUGAAAAGCCUGAAGAUGUUUGUGUUCCUGAACAAGUUACUAUAGAGUCUGCUAUAGAGCAAGGUCUAUACAAUCCUAAAACUGGUUUAAUCAAAGACGUUAAUACAGGUGCCUUGGUACCUAUCGGUCAGGCUGUUGAAAAAGGCUUGAUUGAUCAAGAUACAUUGUUAAUUAAAGUGCCUCAUUCUACUGAAAUUAUUACUAUAUCUGAUGCUAUUGAUCGACAUAUUGUAGAAAUUCAUGAGGGCGUAAUUACAAUAAUUGAAACUCAAGAAAUUAUAGAGAUAUCUGUUGCUAUUCAGCGUGGAUUAAUUACUAUAAUUCGUAGACCUAUUUCCAUAGAGGCAAUUAUUGAAAAUGAAAUGUAUGAAUCUAAAUCUGGCAAAAUUAUUGAUAAAGUUACGGAUCAGUUAGUUACAGUAGGGGAUGCUGUCGAUAGGAAUAUUGUACAUCCUACAAUCUCUGAAAUCAAAGACACUGCUUUAGAAAAAUUCGUGCCUCUUAAUGAAGCUCUUGACAUGAAACUUAUUGAUCCAGAAACAGGUAGAGUUAAGGAUAAAAAGACUGGAAAACACAUUCCAUUAGACGAUGCUUUAAAGAAGGGAUUAGUUGCAACAAAAGCGAUCACUUUCUCUUUGUUUGAUGUUAUAGAAUUAGGUUAUUACUCUCCCGAAUCAGGCAAAAUUUUAAAUCCCAAAACAGGUGAAACAAUCACUUUAGGUGAAGCUAUAAACCUACAACUUGUAGACCCCAACGAUGUUAAAAUCAGAGAUCAUAAAAACGAAGCAGUUAUUCCUUUCGACAAGGCAAUCCAUUCAGGUCUCAUUGACUUAGAAAAAGGGAUGUUGACGUCGCCAUUCACUAACCUUAAAGACGCUUGCGACAGAGGAUAUCUGCUUAGUGAUAAGAAACCUUGGACUCUGCAAGAAGGUUUAGUUCAAGGUUUUUAUGACCCCGAAACAGGUCUGUUAACAAUUAAUGAUACUACUAUGACUCUUGAUGAUGCAAUCAAGAUCGGUAACAUCAACCCAGAAGCUUUAACGGUUAGGAACUCUAUAACAGGCGAAAUUAUCUCACUUGCUGAUGCCAUUCGGGCUGGUAUUAUUGAUUCAAAGGAAGGUAAGGUCAGGGAUCCUAUUCAUGGUGAUAAAAUAUCACUCACUGAUGCAUCAGAGCGUGGAUUAAUUAUUCCAGCCAAACGUAAACUCAGCUUACCAGAAGCUGUGUUUAAAGGCUUUUACGAUCCUAAAACAGGUAAAUUCUCCAAUCCUCUUAGCAAGGAAAAGAUAGCAACAGAUAGGGCAAUUAAGAAACGGUUCAUUGAUCCACAAUCUACUUUAGUACACGCUGCAGGUAAAGUUAUACCAUUUGAGUUUGCAGUUGAUAGAGGUAUUAUUGACGUCAGAACAGGUACGAUCAAGUUAGGUGAUGAAAAUAUUGACUUCCGUGAAGCUUUUGAGAGGGGAAUACUCGUUGAAGUUCGUAAGCCCAUGUCUCUUAUUGAGGCACUCGAAAAAGGCGUAUAUAAUGAAAUUACUGGGCUUUUCUUGGACCCACAGAGCGGUAAAAAGUAUACUUUGGCCGAAGCCAUUAGGUUGAACUUGAUUGACAUUCAUUCUGUUCAUAUUUUGGACAAUAGACUAGGUAAAUGGGACAAAAUCACAUUAUCAGAAUCUUUAGAAACGGGAGUUAUUGAUGAUCAAACUUGUAAAAUUCGAAAUAUUAACAGCGACAAUGAAGAGAUCAGCCUCCGUAAAGCUUUUGAAAUCGGUUUAGUAGUUGACAGUAAAGCACCUAUUAGCUUACAACGUGCUCUACACCAAGGGCUUUAUGAUGAUAGUACGGGUAAAAUUAUCGACCCUGCUGCAAAUCGCAAAAUAACUUUACAUGAGGCUAUUAGGCGAUCCAUUAUCAGUCCAAAAUAUCUUUGUUAUUUCGACAAGAAAUCAGAAAAACCAUUGUCAUUGGCUGACUGUUGUCGUAGUGAGAUUAUUGAUAGAAGGAGUGGAAAAUUCAACGAACCAGGAUCGGAUGUCCAGGUUACUCUAUCUGAGGCAAUGAGUCUAGGCCUUAUCGUAGAUAUCGAGAGUGCAGGUUUUACUUUGUAUGACACCUUAGCUAUGAACAUGUAUAACAUAACGGAAUUAAUUUUUGUUCACCCUGUUUCUGAAAGAAAAAUCAAUUUAAGAGCAGCUAUCGUAGAAGAGUUAAUUAAUCCAGAAACAUCGUUAGUUAAACAUAUUCCUAGCAGUAAGUACAUUCGGUUAGGUGAAGCAAUUCUGAAUGGUAUUAUUGAUGACGAAAAUAAUGUAUAUAUCUUACCAAAUGGAAAUCAAAUUAACUUACUUGACGCUAAACAUCGCGGUCUUAUAGUAACGACAAAGAGAAACUUAAGCCUCGAAGAGAUUAUUCGUAGUGGUCUUUUCAGAGCUGAUAAUGGUAAAAUUGUUGAUCCCAACACUAACGAGUUUGUUGACAUUAAUAAAGCUAUAGAAAUUGGACUCCUAAAUCCUGAGCUUACUGUAGUAAAAGAUACUGUAACCAAUAAAUUCAAACCCCUACACAUCGCUAUUCAACAAGGCGAUGUUGACGUAUCUAAAGGUAGAGUUAUCGAUACUAAAGCUAAGAAAACGUUCAGCUUGGAUAUUGCCUUUGAUAAAGGCCUUCUGGUGACAAUUACUCAACCACUUACAUCUCAAACAAUUUCUAAAAAACACAUAUCGGAUUCGUCUGCGUUCAAGGAAUCGAUACUUAGGGAAUUUACACUUGAUGAAGCUAUCAAAUAUGAAUUUGUCGACCCCGAAACGGCUGUAAUAAAAGAUCCUCAUAAGAAUAAAUACAUUCCAUUAAAAUUAGGUAUCACCGAAGGCAUUAUUGAUAAAAACGCUAAAGGUUCAUUCGAUACGCAAAAUCGCGCUCGUACUCUUUGCUUCGUCUUUGAAAAUGGUUUAGUUGUGUAUGUUCGCGAACCUAUGACGUUUGAGCAAGCGAUUGAAAACGGUCACUUAAAUAUUGCUACGGCUCGUUUCACUGAUCCUCAAUCCAAUGAAGUUUUAACAAUUAGAGAUGCGGCCUCAUUGGGCUACAUAGACCCAGACACAGCACUUAUAAAGGAUAAUCUCAAGAGGAGGCUAGUUAAGCUUCCUGAAGCUUUCCGCAAAGGCCUCAUGGAUGCAGAAAAGGGCAAUAUCUUAGACACAGAGACUUCUAAACUAAACACACUAAGUGCUGCUAUUGAAAGUGGGCUUUUGAUGACUCCUCAGAAAAGCUUUAGCUUAAUAGAGACUUUGAACUUUGGUAUAUAUAACCCGACAACCGGAGCUCUUAACGAUCCUUUCAUAACCACAAGCGUGAUGGCUAGAAAGCGAUUGAAUUUAGGUGAAGCUAUUCAGCAAGGAAUCGUAGACCCGUCAAGUACUGUCGUCAAAGAACCUGAGACAGGAAAGAUAUGUUCAUUGGUACAAGCGAUAGACCAAAAGUUGGUUGAUCCCGUCGAAGGCAAGCUCGUCAUAGAUCCAGUCAAAUCGAUCAGUUUGGACUUAGUCAAAGCUCUGAAAAAGGGCUACUUGCUGCCAGCAGAAACGAGGCAAGCAGUAGAAGAGAAAUACAGACUUUGCGAUGAGACCCUGUCAAAGUUGCUGGAAUGGAUCGCUGUUGUUGAAGAACGUCUCGCUAACCAAGAGGCCGUGAAGGAAGACAUGGAUGAACUCCGUAACCAGAUUAAUAUUCUCAAGUUAAUUAAGGACGACUUAGAGAGUCACCAACGCCAAGUCUCAGCGUGCGCUGACCAAGCUAAACAACUGCUAGUUUCCGGAGGCGAUGUACUGGCACCUCAUGAGGUGGCAGCCCUGGAGCGCGGCGUGCGCCAGCUGAAGCAGCGCUGCGACAAGUGCACCGACAAGUGCGACAAGAUGUUGAGGAGGUUGGCGGCCGCUAGAGACGAGCUCGGAAAGUUCGGCAACGAACUGACUACGUUCAACACUUGGAUGGAAGGCGCCUAUCGCACUCUAGAAGACAAAGAAGCAGCAUUAUCGAAGCUGAACUCUUUGCCGGACCAGAGUGAGGACGUGCGCGAGUUCGUAAGUGACGUUAUCGCGCAUCAAGCCGACCUCCGGUUCAUCACUAUGUCCGCGCAGAAGUUUGUGGACGAGAGUAAGGAAUUCCUGUCGAUCUUGAACGAAUAUCGUACAUCGCUCCCGUCUCGCCUGUCGCACGUGCCGGCCCGCGCGGACAGCGAGGUGCGCGGACAGGCCGCAGCUGCGCGGCGGCGCCACGCCGACCUGUGUGCGCGCGCGCAGCGCCUGCACGACCGCCUGCGCGGCGCUGCCGACGUCACCCGCCAGUACCACGACGCGCUGCAGCGGGCCGGCAGGUGGCUCUCGGAGAUCGAGCCCCAAGUACGCUCAGUACUUUCGGAACCUGUCGGUGGAGAGCCUCGUGCUGUUGAAUCUCAACUCUCUAAAGCGAAGACUCUUCACAAUGACAUAUUAUCUCAAGGACGUCUUAUCGACAACACUAAAGACGCAUGUGAGCAACUAGUCAAAUCUCUGGAAGGCAAUCUCACCCCUGCCGAGAUCCGUCAGCUCGAAGUGCCAGUGCUGGACCUGACGGCGCGCUACAAGGACAUGGCGGACGCACUGGGCGGGCGCUGCACGGAGCUGGAGGCGGCGCUGCUGCAGUGCCAGGGCUUGCAGGACGCUGCUGAAGCACAAGGUCAUUGGCUCUCACAGGCCGAGAGCUCUUUAAAGACUCAGUACCGACCAGCUUCUCUUAUUCGAGAGCGUUUAGAUGAACAACUCCGCGAGCAGCGCCUUUCUCUUGCCGAGUUGGAGGCACGCAGACCAACGUUGGCCAAACUGUUGGCCAACGCAAGAGAUGCCGCCUUGACUCCUUCCAAUGCCAGGAUCGCUAAGAAACUGGAACAGAGAGCUGAAGACAUUUAUGCCAGAUACGAGAAACUUGUAGAGCGUUCUGCCAAACGCAACGAGUUCUUAGACGAGGUGUCGAGCGAGCUGUCGCACUUCAGCCAGCAGGCCAACACGCUGGACGCGGCGCACGCGCAGCUCGUGGAGCAGGCCGACGCCAGGGAGCUGGCGAGGAUGCCGGCCGAAGAGCUCGGCGCCAGGCUGGCGCAGCUAGCGAAUUACAGGGACAAACAAAUGCCGCUGUUAGAGGAGUGCCUGCGCGCCGGCAAGCAGUUGGUCGCCAAGAAGGAUGUCACCGACACACACGUCAUUCGUGACAGAAUGAAGGCUUUGGAGAACGUGUGGCGCGAUUUCAACGCGACUCUGGAGGAGAAACAAAAGCUGUCCAAGCAGAGAGCUGACCAACUCAACCAGUACGAGACUCUUAAGUUACAAAUCCUAGAUUGGCUUCAAAUGAUGGAGAAUCGUGUGAAUCGUUUACAACCUGUCGCCGUGGACCUGGACGUUAUCAAACAACAACAGGACGAGCUGCGACCGCUGGCCAAAGAGUACAGAGACGUGUCCAUUACUAUUGACAAGGUGAACGAAGCGGGAGCGGUGUACGAGGCGCUGGCGCGUGGCGAGCGCGCCGACAGCCCGCACCGCAGGCGCCAGAUCUACAGCCCCACCAAGCGGCAGACGCCCAGUCGCACUCUAGACGGCCGCUCGCCAUCACCCAGCAAGGCCCACGGGCUGGUGAGCCCGGCCUCCACUCACUCUACGUCCAGCGGCUUCUCCUCACGACGCUCCAGCCAGGACGGAUUCCACCUAGAAGAACUAUCGCCUGUACAACAACAACUGUCCGAGAUCAAUAACCGCUACAGCUUGUUGGGCACCAAGUUGGCUGACCGACAGAGUGAACUCGACGCUGUUCGGGAAGAACUCAAAAAGCACCUGGAUAGCUUGAGGGCUUUGAAUACAUUCUUGGACAAAGUACAAAGACAACUACCUAAAGAAACAGUUCCCAAUACAAAGGAGGAGGCUGACAAGACCAUCAAGCAAUCUCGCGCUGUCCUCGAAGAGAUGUACGAGAAGCAGAGUAUUCUUGACUCCACUAAGACCCAGGUCCGCGAACUCCUCAAACGCAAGCAGAGUGUACUUGGAGCUGAUAGGCUUCAUGAUGAGAUGGAAGAUGUCUCCUCGAGGUGGAAGGCGCUUCAUGACGCGUUCAAGGACAAAAUCCGCCUAAUGGAAGAAAUGAAGGACUUCCAUGACACUCACAGUAACUUAUCACAGUGGUUGAGUGCCAAGGACCGUAUGAUGACGGCUCUGGGACCCAUCUCUUCAGAUUCUAGAAUGGUCCAAACUCAAGUACAACAGGUGCAAGUCCUCCGCGAAGAGUUCCGCGGUCAGCAGCCGCAGCUCUCGCACCUGGAGGAGGUGGGCGCGGCCGCGCUGGAGCGGCUCGAGCCGCACUCCGCCGACGCUAACAAGCUGCGCCUCAAGGUCGCCGACCUGCAGGACCGCUGGAACGAUCUCUUGAACAAAUUGGAGAAACGCGCCGAUAGUCUAGGCGCGGCUGCAGACACUUCUCGCGAAUUCGACGCAGGUUUGACACGUCUACGCGACGCGUUGCAUACCAUCAGCGAUAAGUUAGACGAAGUGGCUAUGGAGAACGAACCUGAAGAGCAGCUCAGGAAGAUUGAGAACCUGGAACGUCAAUUAGAAGGCCAGCGUCCUUUGCUAGCGGACUUAGAAGCCGCCGGAGCUACGCUAAUCACCGUGCUGUCCGACCCCUCCUCCAGGCAGGACAUACAGAGCAAACUUGCGGCUGUCGCCAGGCAGUACGAUAACCUGCAAAGGAAACUCGACCAUAGGAAGGCAGAAAUAGAAGCGGCACUGAAGGAUGGCCGCAAUCUCGAAGAGAACGUAGCAAAAACACUAGGCUGGCUCCAAUCCGAGUUAGGCGCGCUCCCUGGACGUCUCCUCGUCUCAGCAGACAACACCAAGCUCCAGCAACAGUUAGAGAGACACGAGCCUCUGUACAGAGAGCUCACGCAGAAAGAACAUGAGCUCAUCAUGUUGUUGGAUAAGGGUCGCGAGAUGGAGAAGAAGCCAGCACACCAGAACUUACGCAAGGACCUAGACAGGAUCCAGGCGCAAUGGGACAAACUCAAGCGGGAGGCGGUCGAUAGAUACACCAGACUUCAGACAGCAAUGGAACACUGUCGCAAAUUCCACAAAGCUCAAGAAUCGUUUACACCUUGGCUAUCGGACGCCGAAGACAGACUCAACAAGUUGCCGGCUACUGGCUUCACUAAGAAGGAAGUCGAAAAGCAGCUGAAGGAGUUGCAACAGAUCAGGAAUGACAUCUGGAAGAGGUCCGGUGAAUAUGAAAACAAUAAGACACUCGGCGAGACCUUCAUUUCUUCAUGUGACGUCGAUCAAGAAAUAGUUAGGAAGUUGCUCGACAGCAUGAAGGAGCGAUGGGACAGAAUCAAUAACGAGGUAUUCCAGCAGGUGGAGUUCUUGGAGAGUACGGCUCGCAAGCUGGGCGAGUUCGCGGAGCGCGUGCGCGGCGUGCACACUCCGCUGCAGCGCUGCGAGGAGCGGCUGGACGAAGCGCUGGCAGCGCCGCCCGCGCAGGCCGCCGAAGCCGUUGCCCGCCUCGCCGACCAGAUACACGCGCUCCGGGCUCCACUACAGAGUAUAACGUCAGCGGCUGACGACAUCGUGUCGCUGGCGCUGGAGAGCGGCGGGCGCGACGCAGGCGCACGCGCGCGCUCCGUGCUGGACGCGCAGGUGCUGGCGCUGGCCGAGCGCCUCGACGAGCUGGACGCGCGCGCCGGGGACGCCAGGGGCCGCCUCGCCGGGGCCGCCGCCGCCACCGCACACUUCCAGGACAAAGUGAAGUCACUCUCCCACGACUUAUCCGACUUAGAGAAGGAGCUCGACGGUAUGAAACACCCGGGCCGAGACAUCAAGACUGUGAAACAGCAGUUGGAAGACAUCGGCAGGUUCUACAAACGUCUGGAGAACGCCGACGAUUUAGUCGGAGACACGGAGAGGGCGGCCGAACAGUGGGUCGACAGUGGAUACACUGUUGACACCGCUAAGACCAGAGAUCAGGUGGAAGGACUACGUAAGCAACUCGCCAAGUUGGACGAGCGUGCUCGCGCUAAGGAACAAGAUCUGGACGACACUUUGAGCAAACUGGAAGCCUUCUAUAAGGCGUACGACUCUGUCAUGGAUGAUGUGACCGAGGCUUCAGAACAAGUCCGUAGUCUCAAGCCUGUCUCUUCCGAAGUGGAACAGAUCCGCGCUCAACAGAAAGACUUCACGGAACUCAAACGCCGUACCCUCGAGCCGCUGGGCCAGAACGUGGCUCACUGCAACAAGAUCGGGCAAGGGCUCGUCAGGUCCGCCCUCCAAGGGGUCAGCACACAAGUCUUGGAGAAGGAUCUAGAAAAGAUGAAUGACAAGUGGAACGCAUUGAAAGAGAAAACGAACGAACGUGAACGUCGGUUGGACGUGGGACUGCUGCAGUCCGGCAAGUUUGCCGAGGCGCUGGCCGGUUUAGAGAAGUGGCUGGCCGACACCGAGGACAUGGUCAACAACCAGAAGCCACCCUCAGCUGAUUACAAAGUGGUGAAAGCGCAGCUGCAGGAGCAGAAGUUCCUCAAGAAGAUGCUCAUGGACCGCCAGAACUCGAUGUCAUCUCUAUUCGCGAUGGGUAGCGAAGUGGCCGCCGGCUGCGAGACCGGUGAGCGGAAGACUAUAGAGAAGCAGCUCAAGGGGCUGAUGGAGAGGUUCGACGCGCUCACUAACGGCGCUCAGCAGAGAAUGCUGGACCUCGAACAAGCUAUGAGGGUGGCAAAACAAUUCCAAGAAGAGUUGCAACCUCUGGUCGAAUGGCUCGGCGUCACUGAACGGAAGGUGAAGGUGCUGCAGCUCGUUCCUACUGACGAGGAGAAGAUACAACAUAAGAUCAGAGAGCAUAAGGCCCUUCACGAUGAUAUCAUCUCGAAACAGCCUCCGUUCAAACAGCUGACGGAAACAGCUUCGACUUUGAUGGGAUUGGUCGGUGAUGACGAAGCUACGGCCCUCGCCGAUAGACUUCAAGCAGCUACCGACAGAUACCAAGCUCUAGUAGACCACAGUCUGAACCUCGGUGACUUGCUCGAGAGCUCACGUAAAGGGCUCCGACACUUAGUCCUGACGUACCAAGAUCUGUCAGCCUGGAUGGACAGCAUGGAGCAGUACCUCGCCAAGAGGAAGAUCCUACCGGUCCAUAUGGAACAGCUUCUGAGACAAAUGGAUGAAUUAGCUGAAAAGACAGAAGAAAUAGCUUCUAAACAAGAAGCAGUAGACAGCACAGUGGAAUCAGGACUGGAACUGAUGAAGCAUAUAUCUGGAGACGAAGCGUUGCAGCUGAAAGACAAGCUGGACGCUCUACAGCGGCGGUACAACGACCUCACCAGCAGGGGCGCUGAGCUGCUCAGGGUCGCCUCGGAGACGCUGCCUCUGGUUCAGCAGCUGUACAACAGUCAUGGCAGACUCACCGACUGGAUGGCAGGAGCGGAGUCGUGCCUACAAUCUGUUGAACCCCGUGAGGAGGAUAUCUUAAGAUUAGAGGGUGAAUUGCAAGAAUUUAGGCCCGUAUUGGACAAUAUCAACCUGAUUGGGCCACAGCUUUGUCAGAUAUCACCUGGAGAGGGCGCUACUUAUAUCGAAAGCAUCGUGACUCGCGACAAUCGUCGGUUCGAUGCUAUCGCAGAACAAAUACAGCGUAAAGCUGAGAGGUUACUGCUAAGCAAGAAGCGCUCGCUGGAGGUGGUGGGCGACAUGGAGGAGGCGCUGGAGUGGCUGCGCGGCGUGGAGGCGGUGCUGCGCGGCGCCGAGCCGCCCGCCGCCGACGCGCCCGCCGUGCGCCGCCAGCUCAACGCGCAGCGCCCGCUCAGCGACGACGUGGCCGCGCAGCGCGUGCGCGUGCGCGACCUGCUCAGCCAGGCCAAGAAGGUUCUCCGCGAAUGCCAAUCGUCUGAGGAAACGGCCGUUAUCCGCGACCGCAGCGAGGAAUUGAAGGAGACGAUGGAAGAAGUGGGACAUCUCAGCGCUGCUCGGCUAGCCGCUCUCGAACAAGCGUUACCUUUGGCUGAGCACUUCGCUGAUACUCACCAUGGCCUGUCAUCAUGGCUAGAUGAUAUGGAGAAGCAGAUCCAUAUGUUGGCAAUGCCCGCAUUACGACCAGAACAAAUCGUUCAGCAGCAAGACAAAAACGAGAUGCUGCAACAGUCCAUCAGCAAUCACAAGCCGCUAGUGGACAAGCUGGUCAAGACUGGCGAGGCAUUAGCCAAGCUCUGCGGCGAUGACGACGCGGCCAAAGUGCAAGACAUCGUCGACACCGACUGCGAGCGGUACAACGCUUUACGAGCUGAACUUAGACAAAGACAACAAGAGUUAGAGCAGGCGUUACAAGAAUCAUCUCAGUUCUCCGACAAGCUGGAGGGUAUGCUCCGCGCAUUGAACGGAGCUGCAGACCAAUUGCAGCGGGCUGAGCCUGUGUCUGCUCAUCCGCCCAAGAUUGAGGACCAAAUCGAGGAAAAUAAUGCUUUAAUAGAAGAUCUGGAGAAACGUCAAGAGGCUUACAAUGCGGUACAGCGAGCAGCCUCUGACGUCAUGAGCAAGGCUAACAAGAGUGAUCCUGCUGUACGUGACAUUAGAAACAAGCUUGACAAGCUUAGCAAGAUAUGGGACGAGGUGCAAAAGGCGAGCAAUGACCGCGGCAACUCUCUGGACAACACGCUGGAGGUGGCGCGGCGCUUCUGGCAGCAGCUCAACGCCGUCAUGGCCCAGCUCGGGGAGCUCGAGGACACGCUCUCCGCCCAGGCCCCGCCCGCCGCGCAGCCCCGCGACAUACAGGCGCAGCAGCUCGCCCUGCAGGAGAUACGGCACGAGAUCGAUCACACCAAACCGGAGGUUGAGAAAGUCCGGAAGACCGGUUCGACCCUGAUGUCUCUAUGUGGCGAGCCCGACAAACCCGAGGUGAAGAAACACAUGGAAGACUUAGACAAUGCGUGGGACAACAUCACCGCGCUGUACGCCAGAAGGGAGGAGAAUCUCAUUGACGCCAUGGAGAAGGCUAUGGAGUUCCAUGACACCCUACAGAAUCUCCAAGAAUUCCUGGACUCAGCCGAAGACAAGUUCUCUCGCAUGGGUGCACUAGGAUCUGACAUCGACGCCGUCAAGCGGCAGAUCGCACAGCUGGCCACCUUCAAGCAAGAAGUCGACCCCCAUAUGGUCAAAGUAGAAGCUCUCAACAGACAAGCUCAAGAGCUCACUGAACGUACUUCGUCCGAACAAGCAUCGUCCAUCAAGGCGCCUCUAACAGAGGUCAACUCACGCUGGUCCGCCUUACUGCGAGGCAUGGUGGAAAGGCAGCAACAGCUAGAGAGGGCUCUCCUUAGACUGGGCCAGCUGCAGCAUGCAUUACAGGAACUUUUGAGCUGGAUACAGCACACAAGCGAUACUUUGGACUCUUUGAGACCGGUUGCCGGAGACCCACAAAUCCUGGAGGUCGAGUUAGCCAAGCUAAAGGUUCUGGUUAACGACAUCGCUGCCCACCAAUCGAGCGUGGACACACUCAACGACGCCGGCUCGCAGAUUGUUCAGCACGGUACUGAGGAAGCUGGUGAAACAGCAGAAAAACUGUCAACUCUUAACCGCAAGUGGCGUGAACUGCAACAGAAGGCACGCGACCGACAGACAGAACUUGAGGACGCGCUUAGAGAAGCUCAAAGCUUCAAUGCGGAAAUUGGCGACCUGCUGAGCUGGUUGUCUGAAGUGGACGGUGUCAUCACAGCCUCCAAGCCCGUCGGUGGUCUUCCCGAGACCGCCACGGAACAACUUGAGAGAUUCAUGGAGGUAUACAACGAAAUCGAGGCGAACCGUCCCAAGGUAGAAGCUGUCCUCCAACAAGGCCAGGAGUACUUGAAGCGACAGGACAAGCCCAACCCCACAUCACAGCUGCACCACAAUCUCAAGAACUUGAAGUCACGGUGGGACAACGUCACCGCUAGGGCAUCUGACAAGAAGAUCAAGUUAGAGAUUGCUCUGAAAGAAGCUACGGAGUUCCACGACGCUCUACAGGCGUUCGUUGACUGGUUGACCAGCGCUGAGAAGACCCUGACUUCAGCUAAACCUGUAUCCAGAGUCAUGGAGACCCUACUCACCCAAAUCGAAGAACACAAAUCUUUCCAAAAAGAAGUUGCAACUCACCGUGAGACGAUGCUUCACCUCGACAAGAAGGGUACUCACCUCAAAUACUUCAGCCAGAAACAAGACGUGAUAUUGAUCAAGAACCUGCUGGUGUCAGUACAGCAUCGAUGGGAGAGGGUUGUAUCGAAGGCUGCUGAGCGAACUAGGGCUCUGGACCAUGGUUUCAAGGAGGCCAAGGAGUUUAAUGAUAUGUGGAACAAUUUGAUGACUUGGCUCAACGAUACGGAACAACAACUAGACGAACUCAACUCUGAAGCCUCUAUCAACGACCCUGAAAAGAUCAAGCAGAGGCUAAACAAGCACCGUGAGUUCCAAAAGGCUUUAGCUGCCAAACAGCCUGUGUAUGACCAGACCAUGAAGUCUGGUAAGCUACUGAAAGACAAGGCGCCUAAGAGUGACGAGAACACCCUCAAGACCAUGAUGUCUGAUAUGAAGACUAAAUGGACCACUGUGUGCUCCAAGGCUGUAGAAAGACAACGCAGGCUGGAGGAGGCCCUGCUGUACUCCGGACAGUUCAAGGACGCGAUGUCAGCCCUUCUGGAGUGGCUCAAGAAGCAACAGAAGGAGCUGUCCGCUGACUCGCCCGUGCACGGUGAUCUUGAUACUGUCAUGGCGCUCAUCGAGCAACAUAAGCAAUUCGAGGAGGACUUGCAGUCGCGGUCGCAGCAGAUGGCGUCGGUGCUGAAGACGGGCCGCGAGCUGCAGAGCUCGGCGCCUGCUGCGGACGGCGCCGCCAUCGCCGCGCAGUGCCACGAGCUGCAGCUCGCCUGGGACCGCCUCGCGCGCGCCACCGCCGCCCGCGCCACCCGCCUCGACGUCGCGCUCAAGGAGGCUGAAAAACUACACCGUUCAGUCAAUAUGCUACUCGAGUGGCUAUCAGACGCAGAGACCAAGCUUCGAUUCUCCGGCCAGCUACCCGAAGGAGACCAAGAAACCCAGCAACAGAUCCGCGAACACGAACGCUUCGUGCGAGAGCUCAACGAGAAACUAAAAGACAAGGAGGACACUAUCACUUUGGCUCACUCUAUCUUAAGCAAGGCUCAUCCUGACGCAGUAACUGUCAUCAAACAUUGGAUUACAAUCAUUCAAAGUCGAUGGGAUGAGGUAUGGCAAUGGGCGAUGCAGCGUGGCACCAAGCUGGAGACCCACAUGCAGAGCUUGAAGGACCUGGACUUAGUGCUGGAAGAACUCUUGCAAUGGCUCAUCGGACUUGAGAAUACGCUACUUUCGCUUGAAGCUGAACCUCUACCAGAAUCGAUCGAACUACUAGAAGGCCUUAUCGAAGACCAUAAGGAGUUGAUGGAACACACACAGAAGAGACAAAAUGAAGUCGACAGAGUCUGCAAGGCUUACCAGGUUAAGAGCCAGAACCAGGGUCGAGAGAACACACCAAGGAAGGUAUCGGCCAAGAGCGCUACUAAAGGAGCACCUGGACGCGGUUCACAGCACGACCUACAUAGGGACAGAUCAGUGUCGCCUGAUUACUAUGGGUCUAGGCGUUUCAGUCGCGUGAGUCCCGGGCGGGAGUCGCCGGAUCGCAACCUGCCGCACUACGGACCCAGGUUCCUGGCGAAGGGAAGCAGCAAGGGUGCUGAACCAGAAUUUAGAUCGCCCCGCGUAAAACAACUAUGGGACAAAUGGCGCACUGUGUGGUUGCUAGCGUGGGAGAGACAACGCCGGCUGCACGACAGACUCGUCCAUUUGAAGGAACUGCAGCGAGUGUCCAACUUCAGCUGGGACGACUGGAGAAAGCGGUUCCUCAAGUUCAUGAAUCACAAGAAGUCAAGACUGACGGAUCUGUUCCGCAAGAUGGACAAGGACAACAAUGGACUGAUAGCGAGACAUGAAUUUAUUGACGGAAUUAUCAACACCAAAUUUGACACGUCCCGACUAGAGAUGGGCGCUGUGGCUGAUCUGUUCGAUAGAAAUGGCAGCGGUCUGAUUGACUGGGAGGAAUUCAUCGCGGCACUCAGACCUGACUGGGUCGAACGCCGCGGUCCACCGACGGAUGCAGACAAGAUCCACGAUGAAGUGAAGCGCCUCGUCAUGCUGUGUACUUGCAGGCAGAAAUUCAGGGUGUUCCAGGUCGGAGAGGGCAAGUACCGGUUCGGUGACUCGCAGAAGUUGCGCUUGGUGCGUAUUCUUCGCUCCACUGUCAUGGUACGCGUCGGAGGAGGUUGGGUCGCACUCGACGAGUUCUUGGUCAAGAACGACCCCUGCAGAGCCAAGGGACGCACGAACAUCGAACUACGAGAGCAAUUCAUUCUGGCUGAUGGAGUGUCACAGAGCAUGGCAGCGUUCAGACCGCGUACGCCCCGUUCUAACACCAACACACCACCGUCCACUGGACCCAUUACCAAGGUAAGAGAACGAACUGCACGUUCCGUCCCAAUGUCUGCGGGAGGCGCAGCGGGCAGAGCAUCCCGCUCAUCACUGAGCGCAGGUACACCUGACUCCUUGAGUGACAACGAAGCAGCAAGCGGACUUGGAACUAGAUACAGAAAGCCUAGUGCGCCAAGAUCUACCUUAACUCCUGGAGGAUCUCGUCCAGGAUCACGGCCGGGAUCAAGAACCGGAUCAAAACCACCCUCAAGACAUGGAUCUAAUCUCUCUCUAGAUAGUACAGACGACUUUUCUACACCAUCUCGAAUUCCGAUGCGUAAAGUGACAAAUACGCGAGCAUCAUUAGCUCGCGCAGCUGCCACUGCCAAUAAACUCGGUGUUGCUACACCAAAUGGUGGUUCCAGACCUCGUACUCCUACUGGAUUAUUGACGCCCGCUAGUGGCAGGUUAUCUAGCAGCGGGAUGUACCGCACCUCCAGUAUACCGACACUGUCACCGGUGCCCGCAUUAGUGAGGCAAAGAACACCUUCAGGGAGCACAACGCCGGUGCGGUCAGGUCAGCAGACCGCAGUGACGCGACUGUUGCGGAAGCCUUCAGAUUCAUCUGAACCCGGCACUCCCACCACACCGGCCUCACGACGCGGUACUCCAGCAUCAUCUCGAACAACGGACAAACGCGAACCAUUCCGACUUUAG